Tribolium madens (black flour beetle) is the source of this 1312-nucleotide messenger RNA. RefSeq names its product lysocardiolipin acyltransferase 1-like. The record is from RefSeq and is a predicted model, not a curated record. NCBI's taxonomy places the organism in Eukaryota, Metazoa, Arthropoda, Insecta, Coleoptera, Tenebrionidae. The transcript has 4 exons. Bases 122 to 1225 code for a protein of 367 amino acids. Gene Ontology annotation, cellular component: endomembrane system. Gene Ontology annotation, molecular function: acyltransferase activity.
UUGAGUUGGUACUCCUGUCGGAUGCUGCGAGAAAUCAAUAAAAUCAUCUCAACCCUCGCCAUGUAACACCCUGUCGAAAAAUUCAGCGUAUUUUCAGUUUUUCAUCGGUUUUUUUCACGCAAUGGGAUUGUUUCACGGUUGGUUGUAUUGUUUUUUAUGGUAUUCGAGUAUUAUGGCCGGCUAUGCGAUGUUUUGUCCCCUUUUACCGGUUUUAUUUAUUUCGAACAAGUUUUACCGGACGUGUACGGACGCUUUAUUUAGUUUUUGGCAGUUAUAUCCGACGGUGCUUCUCGAGUUGGUGUGUGGGUGUGAUAUACAAGUGUCUGGGGAUGCGAUUAAGACAGACGAAACGUCGUUGAUUGUUAUGAAUCAUCGGACACGGACGGAUUGGAAUUUUUUGUGGCCCACGAUGUAUCAUUGUGUUUCAGGACGCGGGAAAUUUAAAUUUCCGACGAAAUAUGUCUUGAAGGAUGUUAUCAGACAUAUUCCAGGGCCGGGCUGGGUUAUGCAAUUGGCCUGUUUUGUGUUUAUUAAAAGGUGCUGGGUUUUGGAUAAACUGACACUUGGGAAAGCUAUAGACUAUUUUUCGAAUCUCAAAUACAAAUAUAGUUUGUUGAUUUUUCCCGAAGGUACCGAUUUUACCACUAGUACCAAAGCCAAAAGUGAUGAUUAUGCAAAAAAGAACGACUUUGAAUGUUAUGAUUAUGUUUUGCAUCCAAGAACCACCGGGUUUGUUUUUUUAGCGAAAGAAAUGUUGGAAAAGAAGGCCUUGGAUGCGGUUUAUGACGUCACUUUGGUGUACCCUGAUUUGGUACCACAGAAUGAAGCCAUCUUGCUUAAGGGGAAUUUCCCGAAACAGGUCAAAGUGCAUCUCGCAAGGUACCCCAGUACCAUCCUGCCCAAAACCGGAUCCGGCCUCGGCGAAUUCCUCAAAAAACGCUGGCUGGACAAAGACCGUACCCUCCGCGAGUACCACUCAACCGGUCAAUUCCUCCACGGCCAAAUCCUCAAAACUCAAAAUCGUUUUGAGCUCAUUUUCGCCCUAUUUUUUUGGACUCUGUUACCAUUUUUCGUGAUUUAUUUACUCUAUUUGUCUUUAUGGUACCGCCUUGUGAUUGUCCUUCAUACAAUAUUUUUAAUUUUUGUAAAUGUAGCAAUGGACGGGUUCCAAAAUUUCGAAAUCGGGUGGUACCGUUUCAAAAAAUUCUUAUUUAGGUUUAAGUAAAAUAAAUGUCAAUCAAUCAUUUUCGUCUAGUUAAAAAUGUGAAUUCAAAUGUGCCAAAAUAUGUAUUUAUUAAUAAAGUCGGUGUUU